Messenger RNA from Ectocarpus sp. CCAP 1310/34, 265 nucleotides. The record is from the annotation of a GenBank genome assembly. Lineage: Eukaryota; Phaeophyceae; Ectocarpales; Ectocarpaceae.
AUGCCGUGCAAUCUACAAAAUCGUCACAAGCAUGAAUAUUUGAACACCGCUGUCGGCACUUCAACAGGUCCCGCAACUCCCGCCUACUCCACCUGUUGUAUCUUCGGCCUUCCUAUAUUAUCCUUCCACCCAUCACAUCUUCGUUGGGGCCGACAUUAGUAUCAACGACCGCCUGGCUAGCAACACAAGUAUUACUCUUUGAUUGCCACAUACGCACCCCAAAUUCCGUUGUAUCCGACUGCCACAAUCAACGACCCGCGCUUUU